AUGGCCGACGAAGAAGUUCAAGCCCUUGUUGUUGACAAUGGAUCAGGGAUGUGCAAAGCUGGAUUCGCUGGUGAUGACGCACCAAGAGCAGUGUUCCCCUCCAUCGUUGGACGACCUCGACAUCAAGGUGUGAUGGUCGGUAUGGGUCAAAAAGACAGCUACGUCGGUGACGAAGCACAAUCGAAACGUGGUAUUCUCACACUGAAAUACCCAAUCGAACACGGUAUUGUGACGAACUGGGAUGAUAUGGAGAAGAUCUGGCAUCACACAUUCUACAAUGAAUUGCGUGUGGCUCCAGAAGAACACCCGGUCCUGUUGACCGAGGCUCCAUUGAAUCCGAAAGCCAAUCGUGAGAAGAUGACCCAAAUCAUGUUUGAGACAUUCAACACACCAGCCAUGUACGUGGGCAUUCAAGCUGUACUGUCACUGUACGCAUCGGGUCGUACAACUGGUAUUGUGUUGGACUCUGGUGAUGGUGUGACACACACUGUGCCGAUCUACGAAGGUUAUGCCCUACCACAUGCUAUCCUGCGUCUGGAUCUGGCUGGUCGUGACUUGACUGACUACUUGAUGAAGAUUUUGACGGAACGUGGUUACAGCUUCACGACCACAGCUGAGCGAGAAAUCGUGCGUGACAUCAAGGAGAAAUUGUGUUAUGUGGCUCUUGACUUUGAACAGGAAAUGGCCACUGCCGCAUCCAGCUCAUCUCUGGAGAAGAGUUACGAACUGCCUGAUGGUCAGGUGAUCACGAUCGGUAACGAACGAUUCCGUUGUCCUGAGGCGUUGUUCCAGCCAAGUUUCUUGGGUAUGGAAUCUGCUGGUGUUCAUGAGACCACAUUCAACUCAAUAAUGAAAUGUGAUGUGGACAUCCGUAAAGAUCUGUACGCGAACACUGUGUUGUCAGGUGGUACAACAAUGUUCCCAGGUAUUGCUGAUCGUAUGCAGAAAGAGAUCACUGCAUUGGCGCCGAGCACAAUGAAGAUCAAGAUAGUUGCUCCACCUGAGCGAAAAUAUUCCGUUUGGAUUGGUGGUUCUAUUUUGGCCUCAUUGUCUACGUUCCAACAGAUGUGGAUUUCCAAACAAGAAUAUGAUGAAUCUGGUCCUGGUAUUGUUCACCGUAAAUGCUUCUAA
This is a messenger RNA of Schistosoma margrebowiei, 1131 nucleotides long. NCBI's taxonomy places the organism in Eukaryota, Metazoa, Platyhelminthes, Trematoda, Strigeidida, Schistosomatidae. The record is from the annotation of a GenBank genome assembly.